Messenger RNA from Megalobrama amblycephala (Wuchang bream), 2728 nucleotides. RefSeq names its product gastrula zinc finger protein XlCGF57.1-like. The transcript has 3 exons. The record is from RefSeq and is a predicted model, not a curated record. Bases 167 to 1399 code for a protein of 410 amino acids. NCBI's taxonomy places the organism in Eukaryota, Metazoa, Chordata, Actinopteri, Cypriniformes, Xenocyprididae.
UGGGGAUUCACACUCCAUCCGGUAGGGGGCGGAAAUGCGCCUUAAGCUGGUUUACCAACUGCUAAAAACACAGAAGAAGAAGCGUCGGCGUUGAGUCGUCUGAGAAAAAAACCCCUCUGAAAAUACCCUCAAGACUUAAGGGGUUAAAGAGGGACGGUGAAAGAACAUGAGUGAUCCAGAACCCUGCAGAAUGAAACACACUGAAGAUACUGAAGAACAAAGAGAGCUGAUAAAAGUGAAGGAGGAGAGUGAAGAACUGAGUGAAGUGGAGGAGGAACAUCAUGUCAAACCUGUAGAAAAACCUUUGAGUCGCUCAAAGACUAAAAAGACAUUUUUAAAGAAACGAAGAUCCAAGCAAAAUUUCACCUGCACUCAGUGUGAAAAGAGUUUAUCAACAAAGCAAAGUCUUGAGAUUCACAUGAGAAUCCACACCGGAGAGAAGCCAUUCACAUGUGACCAGUGUGAGAAGAGUUUCACAAUAAAGCAAAGUCUUGAGUAUCACAUGAGGAUCCACACCGGAGAGAAGCCGUUCACCUGCACUCAGUGUGGGAAGAGUUUCCCAUACAAACGUAGUCUUGAGCGUCACGUGAGAGUUCAUACUGGAGAGAAGCCAUUCAAAUGUGAUCAAUGUGAGAAGAGUUUUGCACGAAAAACUUAUCUUGAUCAACACUUGAGGAUCCACACUGGAGAGAAGCCAUACACAUGUGUUCAAUGUGGAAAGAGUUUCGCACUGUCAGGACACCUUAAAGAACACAUGAGAGUUCACACUGGAGAGAAGCUGCACGUAUGUGAUCAGUGUGGAAAGAGCUUCGUAAGAAGACAUCAUCUUAAGUGUCACUUGAGAGUUCACACCGGAGAGAGACCGUUCACGUGUGAUCAGUGCGGGAAGAGCUUCAUUCAGUCAUCACAGCUUCUGAACCACAAUAGAGUUCAUACUGGAGAGAAGCCUUUCUCAUGUGAUCCGUGUGGGAAGAGCUUCACCCGAUCUGAACAGCUUAAAGGACACAAUAGAGUUCACACUGGAGAGAGGCCGUUCACAUGUGAUCAAUGCAACAAAACAUUUCCUCUGGCAUCCACCCUAAAGAAACACAUGAAAGUUCAUACGGACGUGAAGCCACAUUCAUGUUUUGUGUGUGGAAAGAGAUUUUUAAUGCUGUUUAAUUUACGUGCCCAUCAGAAAAUUCAUACUGGUAUAAGAGAUCAAGUGUGCUUCGAGUGUGGGAAGACUUUCACUGCAGCAAACGAUUUAAAACGGCACAAGAGGAUCCACACUGGAGAAAAACCUUACAAGUGUUUGCAGUGUGACAAGAGAUUCGGUCGAUCAGGACAUCUGAAAACACAUGAGAAGAUCCACAGCAGAGAGAAGCUGUGCAGAAGGAGUUUCGCAUUUAAAAGCUAACUCAAGCCAGGGCUUGAGAUUUACGCUUGACCAGGACAAGUGCUUUUUUGUUUUGUUUUUUAAAGGGGAAAAUGAAAGAGAAUUGUACUUCCCCAACCGGACAAGUAGCUUGAUUAAAAUGUCAGUAACAAAAAAUAACUAGGCAAUCACCAAAACGAGAGAAUGGUUCGGAUUUUAAUACAUUUAGUGUAAGUGGUGAUUGAUAGUGGUUUAAGACUGAUGCCAACAUGGCUGAACCACACUGAAUUCUUAUGGGAAUCAAUCUACAUCUGCACACUUUCUAAAAGAAGUUCACAUCCAAGACAACCUACCCCACUGUGUGGAGACAGAAGAGUCCCUCCUCACUAUUGAUUGCCCACAUCUGUUUACUUACUCACUUUCUCUAACCCUCCUCCUCAUCUCCUGAACUAAAGAUGCUCAAAACUCACCUAACAAGGUGAACAAGAGCAUGAUAGUUCAUGUUUGGUAUCAUUCAGAAGGUCCAUGCACUCAUGCUGUUUUUAAACGGGUUAAUAGUUUGGGUGUCCUCAUUCGCACCACAUACAAGUAUAUAAAGUAUAAAAGGAGUUCUUUUUUGUACCUAAUUUGGACCCCAUUCCAUGUCAAAUCAUACUCAUUGCAGGCCUUGCAUGAUGAUCAGUGAACAUCUGCAAAAAAAGAGGUUAAACUAGCACUGAGAAAUCAAGAAAGUUAUAAAUGUUGAUUGUGAGUUGGCAUCGCACCAAGAAUGACUGACUUCACUGCGUACAUAGUGAAAUAAUGUGGACAUGUUCUGUUCUAUUGGAUAAUAAGUUCUCUCCACACUGGACUCAUUCUCUGCCUGGAAUGCAUUUCUUCCAUUGCCGGGAACUGGUUGUCGGCCUGCUACAAGCCCUCUAACCCCUCUAUCCUCCAUCUGUUGGACUGACUGUGAGGUGAGUUAGCACUCCGUCUUACCAGUCAUCCAUAUUCGCUUACUGACUGGUUGGGGAGCCUAGUUUUCCGUAAGCUUUAGGUGCUGUAAUGGUUGUGGUUUUGGCUAACGUAGUUUUGCAAAUAACUACCUUUCUCAUGGCUAUUGCUAAAAAUGUGCCCAAACUUUUUUUCACUCAUCCCACUUUUGGUUCUCCUUAUUGUUGGAGUAUAUAUCUGCCUUAUGAACUCAAGGCGCCUAACGGGCACCUGCGCCGUGGCGUUGUGGUGUACGACACUGUUGUUCACUUGGCAUCAUCCGACGCCCGCACUUUGUGCAUCCUGCAGGAUUUUCGAUGUGUAUCAGUCUACAAAUACUGGUAUUCCGUGUAUCUGGUCAAAAAAACAGAACUACGAAUAAACCGACCCGUCUACAGA